Talaromyces rugulosus is the source of this 2406-nucleotide messenger RNA. RefSeq lists its product as uncharacterized. Lineage: Eukaryota; Fungi; Ascomycota; Eurotiomycetes; Eurotiales; Trichocomaceae. The record is from RefSeq and is a predicted model, not a curated record. The transcript is spliced from 4 exons. Gene Ontology annotation, biological process: cell division. The coding region runs from base 1 to 2406 and encodes 801 amino acids. Gene Ontology annotation, molecular function: protein binding.
AUGGCGCCUUCGACCCCUCACAUAUCUGGCCAGCUGAGGCAACUCAUCUAUUACCACCUUGACAACAACCUCAUCAAUAAUGCUCUCUUCCUCGCUGGCCGCCUACAUGCCUACGAACCGCGUUCAUCAGAAUCCUCGUACCUACUUGCGUUAUGUCACUUACUGAGUGGCCAGCCCAAGGCCGCCUGGGAAUACAGCCGGAAUGCUGGCUCGCGCGGCACUCACCUUGGAUGCUCCUAUGUUUUAGCACAAGCGUGCCUUGACCUGGGGAAGUAUAUGGAUGGAAUCACGGCGUUGGAACGCAGCCGCAGCCUUUGGGCCUCGAAGAGUCACUGGAAUAAACAUAGCGAGACGCGGCGGCAACAUUACCCCGAUGCGGCGGCAGUUAUUUGUUUACAAGGGAAGCUAUGGCAGGCCAACAAGGAUCUUCGCAAAGCUGUCGAAUGCUAUGUCGAGUCUUUGAAACUCAAUCCCUUCAUGUGGGAUGCAUUUACUGCUCUCUGUGAGGCAGGGGUCAAUAUCAAAGUAUCGAACCUGUACAAAUUGACACCUGAGCUCGUCGCGAUGGUGCAAGCCGCACCCCUACCCGAUUCUACGGCGCUUUCUGAUAAAACCGUGCCACACAAUGGUCCCUUGCAAACACAGCUGAACACGAACCCCAAUGCCGACCCAUUUUUCUCCAAUUCCUCAAAGGGAGACUCCAGCUUGUCACACGGAAGUUCAGCGCUUUGGGAAAAACUCAAUGGGAGCACUGUCAGCGUCGCAUCCGUAGGGCCCGCCGUGAUUCACGAAGGAAUGGAGACCCCAGUUGCUCAGAAUGAUCCCGACGAUGUUCGCCUUAUGAACGGGGCUGUGUCCUCUAAUGAUCCAUGGGAACCCCGUCUUGCGCCGGCUAGACGGAACAGGCCUUUGCAGCACUCCGAGUAUGGCGAUCCGCCUCCUAAAAUGCGAACCACGGCUUUGAAAUCCCGGAUUCGAUCCAGAGCGGAGCCAGAAGAUUCAAAUCCUGUUCAUAUUGAAGAAGAGCCUGUUCCUGUUCCUUCAAUUGGUGAAAGGAAACGGACGGUCUCCGGACAAGUUGCACACCAACCUGUGCCACAGCCUCUUGAACCAGGUGCCCCGCAACGGCGGAGCACGCGACUACUCAACCAUAUAAGGCCCACAACUUCCAAACUAGCCGCCUCUACUCUCAGAGAGGGACGGGAGGUCAAGAAAGUUAGGGCUACCGGCACGAAAGGGCGAACAGCUACUGCGUCAUCUAUGGGCCGUGCAGUGAGUGGGAAUAGAAAACAUAUACCCAGCGGGCCGGAUGGUGAUGGCAAAGAAAGCCGCCCAGCGGGGUCUUCGAAUAUCAGCAACAUGGGCAAAAGUGCGGCACCUGAUCGUACAAAGGAAAUCGAGGCUCUUUCUUGGAUUCUGGAUCUGUUUGCCAAAUUGGCUACUGGUUGUUUCAACCUGGCCCGGUAUAAAUGUCCGGAAGCUAUUCAGACUCUGAAUCUCUUGCCACAAGGUCAACGCGAAACGCCAUGGGUGCUUUCGCAAAUAGGACGAGCUUAUUAUGAACAAGCUCUAUACACGGAUGCUGAAAAAUAUUUUAUCCGAGUGAAGACUUUGGCACCGUUUCGCCUUGAAGACAUGGAGAUAUACUCCACCGUUCUUUGGCAUCUCAAGCAUGAUGUGGAGCUGUCAUAUCUGGCUCACGAACUAAUGGAGGCAGAUCGCCUAUCACCCGAGGCCUGGUGUGCUGCUGGCAACUCUUUCUCACACCAGCGUGACCACGAACAAGCAUUGAAGUGCUUCAAGCGAGCUACACAGCUAAAUCCACGAUUUGCUUAUGCAUUUGCUUUACAAGGACACGAAUACGUCGCCAAUGAGGAAUACGACAAGGCUCUUGAUGCAUUCCGCAGUGGAAUAAAUGCUGAUAACCGGCAUUACAACUCGUGGUACGGCCUUGGCCAGGUGUAUGAAAAGAUGGGCAAACUAGAGUAUGCAGAACAGCAUUACCGAAAUGCCGUUCAGAUCAACCCAAGCAAUGCGGUGCUUAUUUGUUGCAUUGGUCUUGUGAUUGAAAAGAUGAGCAAUCCCAAGACUGCCCUGUUUCAUUACAGCCGUGCCACAUCACUGGCUCCGCAAUCGGUCCUGGCCAGGUUCCGGAAAGCACGUGUUCUCAUGAAACUUGAAGAAUUCAAAUUGGCUUUGGCAGAACUGAAAGUUCUCAAGGAUAUCGCUCCGGAUGAAGCAAAUGUCCAUUACCUACUUGGAAAGUUGUACAAGGUACUUCAAGACAAGGCUAAUGCUAUCAAGCAUUUCACCGCUGCCCUCAAUCUGGAUCCCAAGGCCGCGCAAUAUAUCAAAGACGCCAUGGAAGCUUUGGAUGACGAUGAGGACGAUGCUGACAUGGCUUGA